GAGAAGUCUUAUUGUAUUGUGGAACUCAUCAUGACAAGGCUCUUCGUUUUAUAGGCGUGGAUUGUUCAAUUGUUGAAUUCCACUGUUACACGGGGGCACCUUGAAAUAAAGGGGUAAAUGACUGGAUCGGUCGUUGCUCAAAUAACCGAUUAGUCAGCACUACCACCUUUGCCGUCAGCUACCUAAUCUUCAAUCAUAUGCACCGACAAUGGUACAAAUGGUCGCUACUCUAGAUUCGACAAUAUGACACGGUGUUAACAGCAUUUAUGUUGACGACACGCUCGUAACAUGGCCCUAAGUUAAGCUGUCAUACUGGCCGAUGAAUCCAAGUAAGCGAUAAUGCCAGAGUUCGAGUUUGUUCACGUGGGUCGGCCCGGUGAUGAGAAGAAGCAAUCUACAAAGAUUCGCCGCCAUGUGAUGAAGGACAUAGGCAGGUCUCGGCGAAAACCAAAAUUAUGUAGCAAAAUGGCUACAGUAAAGCCUGUGCCAAUGGGAACUGCUCCUAGUUCCGAUAGCGAGUGUCAGGUUGAGCGGACUUUGGUGCCAAGCCCGCUGAAUGAGUCUAGAUUGAAGAGCAUCGUGUUUCCAACCGAUAUGGAUGAGGAGCGGCGAAAUCUAGCGAGGUACGUGUUCGCAGAAGCACGCAGUUCAUAUAUCCCCUUUCUCCUCCCCUGGCUGUCCAUCGGGUUAGCUGAUGCAGCCGCAUGGUACAUCACACUCGCCAGCACUAGAAAUCUAAAGCUGGGAAAGGCAAACCUCAAACUCGGUACUGAUACCGAAACCAUGAAAUGGUACACUUUGUCUUUGCAGUCAGUUUCAAAACGUUUGGCAGACCCGAGUGAGAGAGGUAAAGAGGGGCUGCUAGGUGCUAUUACCGGCAUCAUAUGCUAUGAAACCUCAACUGGCAACUUUUCGCGGCAGGCAAUCCAUUUACAAGGUCUCAAGCAACUUAUCGAUGACAUGGGAGGGAUCAAUACGAUCACGAACCCCAUGCUUCGACUCAUCAUAUCAUGGUAUGACCUCACUGGAGCAGCUUAUCGCAACACUCUUCCUCUUUUCGAAGUACCCAAGGGCUCGAUUACUGAGAUCGACACGAGGAACGACAGCAUAUACUUCAAAAUGCUGCUAGAUUCUUGGGAUAGACACUGUCCUUACCUCGGCGAUAUCCAGGGCGCUUUGCUAGCAACGGCGGCUGUCGCUAGCUACGUCAAUAUGCGAUGCCGGGAUGCCAGUUUCUGGAAGGAGGAUACGACGGCAGCACAACUUAUAAUUCCAGCUCUCCAUGCUGUUCUUAGCCUCGAGGGCCGUUUGCUCCCCAGUGACCCGUCUGACCCGACGUUUUCGGGCAUCGCGGCGCGAGAGGCCUUUAGGAGGAGUUCGCUCAUCUUCCUCGCGUCGCUCAAGGUCAAGUUUGGCGUGGCGAGUGCGGAACUGAACCGACAUCUCAAGGAUUUCCAGGAAAUAUCACGAAUUCCACACGUGGACUGGACCGUUGUCCCCGAGCUCAAUCUCUGGGCCCACGCAAUCGUAGCCUUGGAAGCUGAAGGCGAGCAGCGGAGUUGGCAUGUCUCAGUGAUCGUUAAUAUGAUGGAGGGUGCGGGCUUCACGUCCAGUCAGCAAGCUAUGGAUGUAGUUAGGGGCAUUAUCUGGAUCGAAGCUCUGUUUGUGGACAAAGUCGAGUCGCUCUGCCGCGAUCUUGAUAGUCUGUUAGCUCCCAGAACAGUUCACCAGUCGUCGAUGAUACCUAUAGAUCCUCAACUUGUUGACAGUUUUGAGCACCUCCAGCCGCGAGACCCUGGAAUGGGACACCUUUGAGUGGUCAACAAUAGCCCGUGCUGCAUCUUGAAUUGUACAAACUAAUUUACUCUUGGCAUCCAUCACGUCGGCAUUCUUUAGUCCUUCUGAAUCCUUAUUUCUACUUCGGCCUUCUUGAUGUGAUGAGCCUGCCAUAGGGUCAUUGUUGGAGUUCAAGGGGCACCUAGUAUGGGUUCUAUUUGACAAUACUUAUCUUAGUUAAGGUCACACAAGGUCACUAUAAGAAUGGCAGAUGACUGAAUGAAGCUAUUCCCAUCACAACAAUCUGCCAGGACUGCAAAGGUCCUUGACCAUCCAAUUCCUUCCUAGUCGCAGUGGCUUGACUUUGACUCCAUACAAUUAGACUGUCUGUCCUGAGCGCCUAGGUGAAAUUGGUCUGUUUCACGAAGCAAGGACUGUACUGUAUAACCUCACUUUCCAUAAUUGACUGCAUGUGUCAUGUAUGUAAUUAAGAGGACCUUUGCGCUGCAUGCGUCCGUAGCUGUGUGCGCGUGUAAAAAUUACGACGCGAGGAACAUAUGAGUUGCGAAACUACAUUGCAUCAUAUAUCUUUAAUAUAAAUGCGGGAAACCAACAGUGAAUGAUGCUUCGCUCUUCAGCUGUGGAGUUCCUACAGUCACGGC
Molecule: messenger RNA, 2438 nt
Organism: Xylaria bambusicola
Lineage: Eukaryota; Fungi; Ascomycota; Sordariomycetes; Xylariales; Xylariaceae
Exons: 4
Coding region: 340-1815 (491 amino acids)
Source: RefSeq, a predicted model, not a curated record